UCAUUUUAAGGGCGAACCAAUCAAACUGCAAAUUUAUACAAAUUGAUACUAAACGGGUUAUAUUAAUUUUAUAACAAAAAUUAAGUGUGUAAAUAAGUUUGAACGGAGUCGUAAUUAAAACUAAUUGGGUGUAAUAUAGCGAUAAUUAUUUUGUAUUAAGGCGGGUUUUCGCUGGAAUUUUGUCCUUUUUGACGUUACGUUCGGGUUUCGGCGGUUUUUUUAAACUCAUCCAACGGAAAGUGGACUUGUGUUCGAAAUUUGAAAAUUUUACAAUGACCGCUGCUCGUUCUCGUGCGGUAUUUUUCGCAAUUCGACAAUAAAGGAUUUAUUUUUUUUAUAAGUGUACCGGCAAAAGUGGUUGUCUAUAAGUUCUAAAGGUAGAGUUGAGUGUUCAUAAUUAAUUAUUGCAAAUGGUUUGCGGUGGAGUGUUAAGGACGAUGUCGAUAUAGGGGGCGGCCAGGGUUGGCCUUUUGAGGCCAUGCUCAAUAACCUCACCGCGACAGCUUUAGGAGGUCACAAAGAUUCGUGCUCCGAGGAGAGUAAACAGCACGAGAUCAAACCGAACAUAGAGAGACCGCACCAUGCGCUGGGAGCGCGAUUACACAUCGCACACAACAUACGAGCCGAUCAUUUACAAGGUGGCAUCCACCAGCAACACAGUGGCGGGCAUAUGGCAACAGUGCCAGUCAGCAUGUCCUCAUCAGCAUCAGACAGCGACAAGCCGGCGAAGCAGAAGAGGCACAGAACUAGGUUCACGCCCGCACAACUGAACGAGUUAGAACGAUGCUUUUCCAAGACACACUACCCUGAUAUUUUUAUGCGGGAAGAGAUCGCCAUGAGGAUCGGUCUAACCGAAAGUCGAGUUCAGGUCUGGUUCCAAAACCGUCGUGCGAAGUGGAAGAAACGCAAGAAGAGUACAAACGUGUUCAGGUCUCCUGGUGCUCUCCUGCCCUCCCAUGGUCUCCCUCCAUUUGGAGCUGGAGAUGUCUGCAGUCCUGGGGUCUUCGCUGACAGACCCUGGUCGAUGCCUGCUGGUCUGGGUCAGCUCUCCCAAGGCGGGGUAUCGAUGGGGGGUUUUGGUGCGAGCACCCUCCCACAACUUGCUGCGGAUCUGAACCCUUCACUUCCCAUCAGCUCCGUGGCAUCCGGCCAGCCGUACCAAUCACAUUACCCUCUUAAUUCGUUAGGGGACACAAUGAUGUCAUACUGCAAUAACAUAAGUGGGGGUCAGCAGUCGGCCGGACUAGAGGGCUCACCGACACCACCCCACAUGGCCCACUGCGCUAACAACAACGCCUCACCAACUGCCUCAGGAAAUGGCGGAGAACCGGUAGAAGAAGAAGUAUGGCGCGGCCACAGCAUCGCGGCACUGAGGCGACGCGCGUCGGAACUGUCGGCCGCCAUUCCGCCAUACCUGCAGCUGAACUACGACGCGCACAGUCCAGUCUACUGACCGAAUGGCGGUUCAGCAUCUCGUCAGUUUGAUAGAACCGCUGUCCGCCAUUUCAACGAACUAUCUACACAGUACCAUUAAUAUAUUAUAGUCGUAAAAUUAGCUGUGUUAAACACCGGUCGUCCAAUAUUUCCUCUUCAAAUAUCAGAACUUUCGUUCGUGAAUUUGCCAAUUUUAUUACGGUUCUUCUGUAACUACAUUUUUAUCUUGACAUACAAAGAUUUUGAAUCGAUGGCAUCGUAUUAAUAACUAUGUAUUUUAAAUGAUCCAGUAUUAGCCAUUUUGAUGUUGGUAAUAGAACUCUAUUCCGCCAUUGUGGCGAAAAUUGUGAGCAUAUAUAACUGGUUUGCAACAAACAAUAUCGACUAAAUACUCUAAUUUAAAUUUGAUCACAAAGGAUUUUUUAUAUCAAAUUAAAUUUCUAAUCAAAUAUUACGGGACAGUAAUAUCUUAC
Molecule: messenger RNA, 1907 nt
Organism: Achroia grisella
Lineage: Eukaryota; Metazoa; Arthropoda; Insecta; Lepidoptera; Pyralidae
Product: homeobox protein orthopedia-like
Exons: 8
Coding region: 479-1453 (324 amino acids)
Biological process (GO): regulation of DNA-templated transcription; neuron differentiation
Molecular function (GO): DNA binding; DNA-binding transcription factor activity, RNA polymerase II-specific
Source: RefSeq, a predicted model, not a curated record